AUGGAUGUGUCCUUGUCCGUGCUCGUGCUCGCGCUCCUGUCCCUGUCCACCUGCGCUCAUGCGUCAGCGCAGAGGGCCCGCCGAGCGCCCGCAGCCAAAGUGCGUCUGGCGGGUAACUACCCACGCAAUGCAAGCGAGGGUCGUGUGGAGAUCCUGCACAACAACACCUGGGGAACCGUGUGUGACGACGAGGUGGAUAUCAAACUGGCCAACGUGGUGUGCAGAGAGCUGGGCUUCCACAGCGCCAUCACGUGGGCACACAGCGCCAAGUACGGCGAGGGAGAGGGUCCCAUAUGGAUGGAUAAUGUGCGUUGUGACGGCUCUGAGGCGUCUCUGAAGGACUGCAAGCACAAUGGUUGGGGAGUGAACGAUUGUAAGCACUCAGAAGAUUUGGGGGUCGUAUGCGCCCCUGAGCGGAGGUUGGACCAAACAGCCAGUAGGGGGCACACUUCUCUGAGGACCAAUCUGAACCCUGCACCCCAGUGGCAAGGCCUCGUUUCCACCAGAAGGCAUCCUUCAUACGGUUACUAUGGAAAUGGACAUCCAUAUGAAGUACCAACCAUCAACAGACCCCAUCUUUACCAGGGUCAUAGUAAGGUUCGCAUUGAGGAGGUUCGUCUUCGUCCGAUCCUUAUGGCAACAAAGAGAAAGAGUCUAAUCACAGAAGGUGUAGUUGAAGUGAAGCAUGCUGGGAGAUGGAGGCAGGUGUGUGACUUGGGCUGGAGUCUCAACAGCAGCAGAGUUGUAUGUGGGAUGCUUGGUUUUCCAGAGGCGACUCAGCACAACGUCAAAACAUACAAGAAAAUAUGGGAUACAAAGGUUUCAGAUCCCUCAACAAGACUAAGCCUCAUGACAAAGAAGAAGGGUUUCUGGGUGGAGAAGGUUCACUGUUUGGGCACAGAGAACAGUCUGUCUGAGUGCCACGCUCAGCUCUCGAUCCCACGCAGUCCUGCGCCGUGCAACAAAGGACGCCACGCUGUGGUCAAUUGCAUCCCAGGACCUCAGUUUGCCCGGAUAUCAUCUGGAAGACCGCAGGCCCCCUAUCCAGUUGUGCCGGUGCGUCUGAAGGCCGGGCCCCGGCUGGGUGAGGGCCGUGUGGAGGUGCUGCGAGAUGGAAAAUGGGGCACUAUUGUGGAUCACAUGUGGGACAGAACAGCAGCGAGUGUGGUCUGUCGAGAGCUGGGCUUUGGCGCAGCUAAAGACGCACUGCAUGGAGCUUUUAUGGGACAAGGCACUGGACCGAUCCACAUGAACAAUGUUCAAUGUAUGGGGAAUGAGCAAUCUAUUCUAGACUGCUUCUUCCAGGAAGUGCAGCCAUGGACCUUCAAACACGCCCAGGACGCCUCAGUACGAUGUCACGUACCUAAGACCGGCAAUGAGAAUACGGUGCGGCUGACUGGGGGGAGAGUUCCGUCUGAAGGCCGAGUGGAGGUUCUGAUGGAUGUCGGAGGCAGGAAGCGCUGGGGCUCUGUGUGCAGCGAGAACUGGGGCAUCGACGAAGCCAUGGUGGUGUGUCGCCAGCUCGGACUGGGCUUUGCAUCCAGUGCUCAUGAGGAGACGUGGUACUGGCCCGGAGAGGCGGCUGCAGCAGACGUGCUGCUCAGUGGCACUCACUGUGUGGGCACAGAGCUCUCCAUUCAGCAGUGUCGCCGUAACAACCAUGUACACUGUCCCAGAGGAGGCGGGACCAAGGCGGCUGGAGUCACCUGCUCUGAAACUGCUCCUGACCUGGUGGUGGAUGCUCAGCUGGUCCAGGAGACCACAUACCUGGAGGACCGGCCGCUACAUCUGCUCACCUGUGCCAACGAAGAAAACUGUCUGUCCUCUUCGGCCGCUCGCAUGAACUGGCCUUAUGGACAUCGUCGUCUUCUGCGUUUCUCCUCCCGUAUCAUGAACCUGGGCCGCUCUGACUUCAGGCCCAAAGCCUCAAAGGAGAGCUGGACUUGGCAUCAGUGUCACAGGCACUACCACAGCAUCGAGGUGUUCACACACUAUGACCUGCUCACGCUCAAUGGCUCCAGGGUUGCAGAGGGACACAAGGCCAGCUUCUGUCUGGAAGACACUUACUGCCCUGACGGUGUUCAGAAACGGUUUUCCUGCUACAACAUGGGAGACCAAGGCAUCUCUGUGGGAUGCUGGGACACCUAUCGCCAUGACAUCGACUGUCAGUGGGUUGAUGUCACCGACGUACGCCCUGGGGAUUACAUAUUUCAGGUGGAGGUAAACCCCUCAAUGGAUAUGGCUGAGUCCGACUUCAUGAACAACGUGAUGAGGUGUCGCUGCAGAUAUGACGGACAGAGAGCGUACAUGUACGGCUGCCACGUUGGGGACGCAUACAGUGCAGAGGUGGAGGAUCUGUUUGAGCAUCAGAGACAAAUCAACAAUAACAAUGUGUAG
Knipowitschia caucasica is the source of this 2397-nucleotide messenger RNA. NCBI's taxonomy places the organism in Eukaryota, Metazoa, Chordata, Actinopteri, Gobiiformes, Gobiidae. The record is from the annotation of a GenBank genome assembly.